AUGUUCAAUUUGUUUGUCAAAGCAGAGUCCGCUAGUAGCAUAGGAACUAGUUAUGCAUCAAUGAACCGAUGUGGAAAGACUAAUGCAAAGAAAGGGCCGGACAAGAACUAUAAUUCAUUCAAAGAGUUCAUGGACAGAGAAACUGAGGCACACGUUAUUGCAAAGUGGAUGGUUUUGCUGGAAUUGAGAAUUUUAAAGGUAUAAAGCCAACCAUUUAUAUUUUUCAUUUAAUGUUUAAUUUAAAAACAUUUUUCAUUGCUGGAUCGAAUUCUUUUUUUCUAUUAAUUUAUCUAUAGUCAACUGCAUAUUUAUUAUGUAUCUUACCAUGUAUAAGAUAGAAGAAACAUUUUGAAUUAUGUUUCUACAGACACCCCUAAAAACAGGCCAAUCCCUGCAGACGCAGAUACAUGGACUGUUGAAGAAAAGUCAUCAUGGUUGGCUUCAGAGACGAAGGAAUUCCUAA
This is a messenger RNA of Paramuricea clavata, 463 nucleotides long. The record is from the annotation of a GenBank genome assembly. Lineage: Eukaryota; Metazoa; Cnidaria; Anthozoa; Malacalcyonacea; Plexauridae.